GCCACCGCUGCCGCCGCCGCCGCCGCCGCCGCCGCCUGCCCUCCGCCCGCGGGCGUCUGCGCGAGCCCGGCCGGCGGGGGAGAUGUUCUCGGGCUCCGCUGGAUCGGUUUCUCGGGGUUUGACCAGCUGUCCCGGGCUAACCCUGCUCCUCGCUGAAGAUGGAGGAAGUAAAAACAGGAUUACCCUUAGCUACAGAUCCACUGCCUUAGUUUCCACCACCAACUGCAGUGCACAAACACACGUUAGGCACAGGAAAGAAAGAAAGAGAGAGGACACACUAACAGUAAACACAAACAAAAGGGUGAUGGGAUUAUUUUACUGCACGCACUGCUGAGUCCGACAUUGUCACCUCCUCUUUGAGGGGUUAGAAGAAGCUGGGAUCUCACGACAGAGCUGGAAAUGGUGAUGGAUCUUUUUUAAUCAAAGGACAGUUUCUUUUCACUGCACUUUGACUAUGGAAACAGAGACUAUUGAUGGCUACAUAACAUGUGACAAUGAGCUUUCACCUGAAGGGGAGCACUCCAAUAUGGCAAUCGACCUCACAUCAAGCACACCCAAUGGACAGCAUGCCUCACCAAGUCACAUGACAAGCACAAAUUCCGUAAAGCUAGAAAUGCAGAGUGAUGAAGAGUGUGACAGGAAGCCCCUGAGCCACGAAGAUGAGAUCAGGGGCCAUGAUGAGGGGAGCAGCCUAGAAGACCCCCUAAUUGAGAGCAGCGAGGUGGCUGACAACAGGAAAGUCCAGGAGCUUCAAGGCGAGGGAGGAAUCCGGCUUCCGAAUGGUAAACUGAAAUGUGACGUCUGUGGCAUGGUUUGCAUUGGGCCCAAUGUGCUUAUGGUACAUAAAAGGAGUCACACUGGUGAGCGCCCCUUCCACUGUAACCAGUGUGGAGCUUCCUUUACUCAGAAGGGCAACCUUCUGAGACACAUAAAGUUACACUCUGGAGAGAAGCCGUUCAAAUGUCCUUUCUGUAGCUAUGCUUGUAGAAGAAGGGACGCCCUCACAGGACACCUCAGGACCCACUCUGUGGGUAAACCUCACAAGUGCAACUACUGUGGACGAAGCUACAAGCAGCGCAGUUCACUGGAGGAGCACAAGGAACGCUGCCACAACUAUCUCCAGAAUGUCAACAUGGAGGCUGCGGGGCAGGUCAUGAGUCACCAUGUACCUCCUAUUGAAGAUUGUAAGGAACAAGAGCCUAUUAUGGACAACAAUAUUUCUCUGGUGCCUUUUGAGAGACCUGCUGUCAUAGAGAAGCUCACGGCAAAUAUGGGGAAACGUAAAAGCUCCACUCCACAAAAGUUUGUGGGGGAAAAGCUCAUGCGAUUCAGCUACCCAGAUAUUCAUUUUGAUAUGAACUUGACGUACGAGAAGGAGGCUGAGCUGAUGCAGUCUCAUAUGAUGGACCAAGCCAUCAACAAUGCAAUCACCUACCUUGGAGCUGAGGCCCUUCACCCUCUGAUGCAGCACCCGCCAAGCACAAUUGCUGAGGUGGCCCCAGUCAUAAGCUCAGCUUAUUCUCAGGUCUAUCAUCCAAAUAGGAUAGAAAGACCCAUUAGCAGGGAAACCUCUGAUAGUCAUGAAAACAACAUGGAUGGCCCUAUCUCUCUCAUCAGACCAAAGAGUCGACCCCAGGAAAGAGAGGCCUCUCCCAGCAAUAGCUGCCUCGAUUCUACUGACUCAGAAAGCAGCCAUGAUGACCACCAGUCCUACCAAGGAAACCCUGCCUUAAAUCCCAAGAGGAAACAAAGCCCAGCUUACAUGAAGGAGGAUGUCAAGGCUUUGGAUGCCACCAAAGCCCCCAAGGGCUCUCUGAAGGACAUCUACAAGGUUUUCAAUGGAGAAGGAGAACAGAUAAGGGCCUUCAAGUGUGAGCACUGCCGAGUCCUUUUCCUAGACCAUGUCAUGUACACCAUUCACAUGGGUUGCCAUGGCUACCGGGACCCACUGGAAUGCAACAUCUGUGGCUACAGAAGCCAGGACCGUUAUGAGUUUUCAUCACACAUUGUUCGAGGGGAGCACACAUUCCACUAGGCCUUUUCAUUCCAAAGGGGACCCCUAUGAAGUAAAGAACUGCACAUGAAGAAAUACUGCACUUACAGUCCCACCUUCCCUCAUGUUUUUAAUACUGUUACUGUCUCUAAUUCUUAUUUUGUGGACACAGUGUCAUUUGCUCUGCCUAAUUAUAAUAAGGAAGAAAUGAGAGAUGGGAGGGGGAUGUUCACCGAUAACUCGGCUUGUUUAUUUUGUGGGAGUUUAAAGCAGUUCAGUUCUGCCUUCCACAUUAAGGCUUAUGUCGUGGUUUGGAAAAAAUCACAUGAUUCAUAUAGAUUCACCUAAGAUAUUUGGAGUUUCCACUGAUAUCCAGGGUUGUUAUUGAAGGCAGGAAAGUUGAGAGUUUUCUGGGUAGGACUGUGGCAAUUUAAAAUGGUCUAAGUAAUUUUAUUCUCAAAGAAGAUGUUUCCCAAAAUGUAAACCGGUUUUCUUGUUCUUAGAGAUCAUGGAACACAAACAUAUUGUUACUUUGAAUAACUCCUAGGAAAAGUUGAGUUGUGGGUUCUAUGUUUACCUCCCCUAUGGAAUUUAUAAUUCAGUAUGUUUUACACUAUACCAUAUAGCAAAACUUUUAAACUACAGGUAGGUAAGGGCCACUAUGAUACAUCUGAGGUCCUUUGAUCUUAUUUUUCUAAACUUAAGCACUGUUUUUCCAUAGUCUUGAUGACUGGCAUUUUAUAGACACCCAGGCAGCCUUACUUUUAACACCUGUAACAAAUAGUAUUUUUAUGUAGUUUUCAGAAUAACAUAUGGUCUAAGAGUGGGUAAAAAGCAGUCAGUAACUUCCAAGAGGGAAUUCUACUUUUCACAAAUUUAAUAUUUUUUUUAAGUUGUAAUGUGAUGGCAGCCUAGUAUACAUAUUCAUUCAAAAAGUGUGUUUACUAUUGUCACUUUAUCAACAUUUAAUCAGUGUUAACCAGUCAGCAGAAAAAUGUAAUGAGGCUAACAGUAGGGGAAAUCCCACUCUGAGAACCCUUUUCUGGUAUUUCUCUUCAAGCGUGACCAUUCAGUGUUCUGUCCAUUGUCCAUUCUUCUUUUACUCUUGGAGUAGAAGGUCUGGAAAAGUCUUGCUAUAGGCUGCCUCUUUCACAAUCUCCUCGGAGCAACUGCUAAUUGGACAUAAAUGCGGUCGCUUAAACCCUGUAAGAUUAUUGAACUAGGGCUAUUUAUUCUAGUGUUUCUUCAGUAAUAAUAUUUACUGCUUUUGCUGCAGACAGAAGGGAACGUCUUUGUAGCCUGUACAUCGCACUGCAGGUCAAACAAAGGAACAACGAAGUUUCCUUUCUCCCUUCUUAGAGUUGAGAAUGUGAGCCCUCAGGUGAAGGCCCUGCACUUUCUAAAAAGCCUUCAAUCUGUACGUCCUUGUCAGAAAUGAAUCUCAACCUCUUAAUACAGAAAUCCCAUCUUCUUUUCAUUCACAUAUGGCCUGUCCUCUCUGUUUCGUGUGCAGAUCUUAAGUUCACAUCUGUAAGGGCUUUGCUUUUCUCUUUGAGUCCAACAUGCCUUUGGGGUCAGGAUUCGAGCACUAAGUCAUUUAGGUAGACACUUUGGGGAGGCAUAACUUGAUGCUUAUGUUUAGGAAGCAGACCUGACUAGGACUAGAUUAUUUGAUAACCAUUUGUGAAUACUGAGUCUGCUAAGCAGUACAGAUAACUGCUCUAAAAGAUCAUUAAAUAGGAUGCUGAAACUGCUUAACUACCAUGUGGUGUGAGGAGGGGCAAGACUCGAGAAAUAGGCAGGUGAGCAAUACUGCUGUUAACUCAUUCUCCAGGUUUCCCUCUGCUCAUUUAAGCAACUUCCAGGCGCUGACAUAGAGCUAGGCAAAAAUGGCUUUAAGUUGGCUCUUUUUCGAAUCCCUGUCUUACUCAUUUCUGAAGAAAUGUUCAAAUGGUUCCUUUAAAAUAAGAGAAUAUACCAAAACAGACAGAUAGAAUGCCAACUAGUAUUUUUCUUUUAAAUUUCAUUCCUUGGUACAUUGUAAACAGUUUUUUUUAAGGAUGAAGUAAACUUGCAAGAAAUUUUUAAUCCUCAUUUACCCUAAGCACUCUCAAGUAAUAAUGGAAAUUGGGAUUUCCUUUUUAAUUUUGAAAGCUAAAUAAUUUUUAGGCUUAUGGUCUUGAAAUUUAAGAAAGCAUUUGGAUGCCUGUCAGUGUGUUCACAAUUUUGGCCCUGCAUGAAUUUCUGCUGGCGUCCUCUGUGAAUUUUCUACCUUCCAGCCCUUCAUCCCUAGUGUAUUAAGAAUCAUGUAUCUUCCUGCCCUGGGAUGUAACUGAAUUUAGGGCUACCUGAAGAGUUGUUUAGUCCCCCUAUGGAGAUGGUACCAGUGCACUCUACUUUCAUGAUUCCGUCUUAUUGGGAAACCUAAUUUGUUCAAGGAGUUACCUGUGAGGGUAUAUUUGUUGUAAACAUAUACUAGUAUUUUCUUAGCUGCAUGACACAGUGGACAGAAAGAAGAGGCAGUGGUUCUGGUGUGGCAGGGACAAAUAAGGACAAGGGUGAUUCAGAUUUGUAGGUGACAGAGAAUGUUAUGGACAUAGUGCUUUCUGUGGACCUCUGGGCGGCUGUAUUUGCUCCAUCUCACCAGAGGAAAUGGCAGCAACUAAAAUAAGCAUGAGGGUCAGAUACGAAAUAAAUCAAAUUUUACAUAACAGUUGCAAGCCCAGUUUAUUUAGGUGAGAUUUCACAGUGCAAAAUGUAUUUGAGGGGCAUGAAAAUGGGUUAUCCUCUGUGUUUUCCAGUUUGGCAGAAAUCCAGAAAUUCAUCAGAUUGCUUUGUCCUAAUUUUGCCCAGAAUUUUUAUCUCCAGCUCCUUCUGGAGAGUAGGCUGCCUCUCUGUAAUAGAGAUGAGUCGCUGUUACAAAGACUUUUAAACCAGUGGGCGUGGCCUGCAGGAAGACUGGAGGGAGGAGGCCUGAAACACCAGAGGGUCAAAAAUGGCUAAAAGAAAACUUACAAUUCAGCUUUAGAAAGAAUUAGGUCCUAUCUGCUGACAUACAUGCAGGUGAUUGUGUGAAUAAGUUAUAGUUUGCAUGCACAUGUGUAAAAACAUCUUCUGAGGAAAAUUCAUAGGAAGGGGCACUAGUGUUUUCAGACAUGUGACAAAAGCAUAGAGUUAAUACUUGAGAGUUAGGUUUACUUUACCAGAUUGUAUUAAGAAAUCCUAACAUUAUGAGUGUGUCUUUAGGGCUGAUGGCAACUUAAAGUCUUCAUUAUUUACAUCCAGAAAA
Messenger RNA from Nannospalax galili (Upper Galilee mountains blind mole rat), 5282 nucleotides. RefSeq names its product IKAROS family zinc finger 2 (gene Ikzf2). Lineage: Eukaryota; Metazoa; Chordata; Mammalia; Rodentia; Spalacidae. Gene Ontology annotation, molecular function: DNA-binding transcription factor activity; RNA polymerase II cis-regulatory region sequence-specific DNA binding. The record is from RefSeq and is a predicted model, not a curated record. Gene Ontology annotation, biological process: regulation of transcription by RNA polymerase II. The transcript is spliced from 9 exons. The coding region runs from base 455 to 2035 and encodes 526 amino acids.